Schistocerca americana (American grasshopper) is the source of this 4495-nucleotide messenger RNA. It is a transcript of the gene nolo, whose product is annotated as protein madd-4. The record is from RefSeq and is a predicted model, not a curated record. Bases 1 to 3579 code for a protein of 1192 amino acids. Gene Ontology annotation, molecular function: metalloendopeptidase activity. Gene Ontology annotation, biological process: extracellular matrix organization. NCBI's taxonomy places the organism in Eukaryota, Metazoa, Arthropoda, Insecta, Orthoptera, Acrididae. The transcript has 25 exons. Gene Ontology annotation, cellular component: extracellular matrix.
AUGGGAGAACAUCAGCAGCCGAGCGCGGAGCGGCGCGGCGCCGGCUGGGCGCCCUGGUCCACGUGGAGCGCCUGCUCACGCACCUGUGACGGCGGCGUCGCCUCGUCGCUGCGCCGCUGCCAGGCCGCCGCCGGCUGCGUCGGCGAGUCCAUCCGCUACAAGAUAUGCAACAUGCAGGCGUGCCCCGAGCCGGGCGACUUCCGCGCGCAGCAGUGCGCCUCGUUCGACAAGGAGCCGUGGAGGGGCGCCGAGCUGCGCUGGUUGCCGCACCAGCAGGAGGCGGCGCCGUGCGCGCUCACGUGCCGCGCGACGCGGCCCGACGGCUCGCACGUGGUCGCCACGCUGGCGGCCCGCGUGCAGGACGGCACGCGCUGCCGCUCCGGCUCGCUCGACAUGUGCAUCAGUGGCCAGUGCCAGCGCGUCGGCUGCGACCUGCGCAUCGGCUCGUCGAAGCGCGUCGACGCGUGCGGCGUGUGCGGCGGCGACGGCUCCUCGUGCGCCAAGCCGCUCUUCCACUGGGAGCACGCCUCGGCCUCGCUCUGCUCGGCGCCCUGCGGCGGCGGGCGCAAGAUGUCUCGCCCGGUGUGCCGGAACCGUGUGACGGGCGCAGAGGCGGACGAGAAGCUGUGCAACGCCUCCCAGAAGCCGCCGCGCCUCUUCCUCAGCUGCAACGCGCACCGCUGCCCGGCAAAGUGGGUGCCCGACCCCUGGGGACCCUGCUCUGCGACCUGCGGCAGCGGCCACCGGCGGCGAGGCCUGCGCUGCCUGCAGCAGGAGGGCAACGGCAGCCUCACGCUGGUUCCUGAGUUGGAGUGCCGCGGCCCGUCGCCACACCAAGAGGAGAGCUGCAAGGCCGCCGACUGCCCCACCUGGAGGGCCACGCCCUGGUCUCCCGUGAGUGCCGCCCCCUUUUACUGCUGCCGCCUGCCCAGCGCAUUAUGUUCGGCGACGUGCGGUGCGGGCGUGCAGACGCGCGCCAUAACGUGCGGCGACGCGGCGUCGCCGGCGCCCCCGGCGCUCUGCGACACGGCGACGCGCCCCGUCCAGAAGCAGGCCUGCCACUCCGGCGUCGUCUGCCCCGGGCCCGUCUACCGCACAGGAGAAGAAGAGGAGGCGCUUCCGGGACAGGACCACACGCAGCCCUUGGUGCAACCGUAUCCGCCCACGGACGGCAGCUUCAUGGCAGGAAAAUGGGGCCCUUGCAGUGUAACUUGUGGUAUUGGAAUUCGCACGCGUGAUGUAUACUGCAGAAUAUAUUUGGAAUUCUCAAAAGCUUAUGCCAAGAUGCCUGAUGAAAACUGCCAAGGACCAAAGCCAUCAGAGUUUGAAAAAUGUAAAAUGCAGCCUUGUGAAGAUCAGAGGCUGGAAUAUGAACAACAUUAUGAAAAGGGAAGUGGGAUGUAUCCAGACAUAAAAGUGAAGGUUGCUCCUGGAUCGUCUGGGCCAUAUUCGUGGAAGUCACAAGGCUUCACUCACUGCAGCGCUUCCUGCUUAGGAGGUGUCCAAGAAUCCUUGAUAUCCUGUGUACAAGACAACAAUCAAAAGACAGUGAGUCCGUAUUUGUGUGACAAAGAAACCAGACCAGAAGUACUGAUACGAACAUGUAAUGAUCACCCUUGUCCUCCACGGUGGAACUAUUCUGACUUUCAGCCUUGUUCAAAGCCAUGUGGCAUUGGAAUAAGGACAAGAGAAGUUAUGUGCAUACAUGAAGUCACAAGAGGUGGAGGAAACACUGUGAUAGUGCCUAACAACAUGUGCCCACAACCACCUCCUCCAGACAGGCAAUACUGCAAUGUCUUAGACUGCCCAGUGAAGUGGCACACAAAACCAUGGUCUAAGUGCUCGAAACCUUGUGGUGGGGGUAUAAAAACAAGAGAAGUUGAGUGCCUGCAAGUAAUGGCCCAGAACCAUAUAGUGCCACGUCCUACAUCACAAUGUCCUGCAUCUAAACCAGCUGACAAGAAGCCAUGUAACACUAAAGCUUGUUCUACACAUUCUGAUCGACCAAUUAUUGAUACUGAAAACAAAACUUUUAUCCAAAAGAACUCAAAUGACAAGAAAGUAAGUUUGAAGAUAGGAGGACAAGCAGUGGUGUUUGCAGGUGUUCAGGUGAAGAUAAGAUGCCCUGUUAGAAGAUUUAACAGAACGAAGAUCCAAUGGGAAAAAAAUAAUACACAGAUAGUAAACUCAAAGAAAUUUAAAAUAACAAAGAAAGGAGCAUUGAGGAUUCAGAACUUAAAUUUCAGAGACAAUGGAAAAUAUAGUUGUAUUGCUGGAUUAUCCAGGGCAGAUCUCUUCCUUUCUGUAAAGCAGCCUCUAGUGACAAGUUCAGAAGAACUGGAAAGGCAUUCACAUAAUCGUUUGCAGCAACAGAUGCCUAUGAACGAUAAGAACAUACAGAUGACAGGAGCAAGACGGGACCUUUUCUCACAAGACUUGAGCCAUGAGACACAACCAGAAGGUCAAAUGAAGCUAGGACGAACAUGGGCAUCCCAAUCAAGUUCAUCUACUCUUCAGCCUUCCCUUUCAUCACCAGAACCUCCAGGAGUUAAGUUGGGUGAGUUCAGUGCACCAACUAGUUCACCUGGCUCACUGGAGGAUCACAGUCCACAACUGUCAUCUGCAAGUUCAGGAAGUUCAAGAGCGGGUGUCCCUGCAAUGCCACAUUUCCAGCAACUGCUAGAAGGUUUGCAGGAAUUUUUACCUUUCCAGGCUUUCAGCAGCGCCAGGGGACUUCGAACAAUUCCAGAAACUGCUGUAACAUCAUUUGGAACUAAAAGACAAAACGAGGAAGAGGAAGAAUAUGGUGACGAUUAUUUUGAAUAUGACAAUGAGAAUCCUGUGUUUCAACUGGGAGAGCAGGAUAACAUUACUGAAGAGUCAACAGAGGAGCCAGUUAUCUCUCUCAGAGAAAAUUUAAAAUUUGACUGGAUGAUCACAGAGUGGUCCAAAUGUUCACAGACAUGUGGCAAUGGUGGAUUUCAGGUACGAGCUGCUCACUGCAUGCUUCAUGUUAAUGGAAGCACCCAGAGUGUUGAGAAUAGGCUGUGUGAGGAUGCGGGACUGCCAGUUCCUCCAACAAUGCAAAACUGUGGACUGGAAUUCUGUCCACAUUGGACAGCAGGAAACUGGUCACUCUGUGAGGAAUCUAGGUGCUUUACGUGGAACACAGCUAUGCAGCGCAGAGAUGUUACAUGUUUGCUGAGUAAUGGAACAGAAGUUAAUGGCUUGUGCAAUGAAUCAGAAAAACCUCCAGUAAGACAAGAGUGCUAUAAUGAUAAGUGUAAAGGAACAUGGAAAGUGGGAGAGUGGUCUGAAUGUACUGCACCAUGUGAGAUGCAAGGUAUAAAAUAUCGCAUUCUGCAGUGUGUGUGGUAUGGAACUAAGAAACCAGCAGGCAAUGCAUGCCGUGAACAGCCUCGACCACCAGUCAUGAAAGUUUGCAUGGGACCUCCUUGUGCUCAAGUGUUAGAAUGCAAGGAUCAGUCAAAAUACUGUCAGAUAGUGAGAACCAUGAAAGUGUGUGGUAUGUACCAAUACCAGUAUCAGUGUUGUCAGUCCUGCCGCAGUAAAGGUUAAUCUGGCAGAUUCAGUCAACUGUUUCUGCAAGAAGAGGGAAAACAUCUGUGUAUCACUAAAGUUAAACAAAAGCAAGAUACAGACUGCGUACUACACAGUGAUGAUAUUCCUCUUUGAAAGAUGUAAAUAUUCUUGGGCAUUGGUAGUAGUGAUGUGGUCUCAGAAUUCUGUGUGUGAUUUUUUUUUUUAACAGUGUGCUAAUGUUCUGCUUUUACCUUCAUAUGAAACACCAUACUUUUGUGCUAUGUUUAUACCAACAUGUUUACACAUGGCUACAUUUCCUCUGUAUAAAUGAUCAAAACUUGUAAUAUUUCCAUGUGAACUUUAGUUGUGGACAUUGGAAUAUGUGCUAUAGCGUGUGAAAAUUUACCACAGUCCAAGUGAAAACAUUUCACAAACAGUAAUGACUUCACCUGAGAGUGUCUUACAUUGGCAAAAUCAGUGAUGUCAGCAAAAUAAAGGAAAAGCUGGCUCUUAAACUGUUGCCAAUAUAUUUGUUUUAAUAUGCCCAUCUUAAAUUUUCAUAUAGCUACACAAGUUGAAAUUCUUGUUCCACAUUCCAAAGAAUUUAUAUUUAUAAGUGUAAAUAAAAUAUCAAGAAAAUAAUGAACAUUGAGACUGUCAGAUUAAUGAAGAUAAAACUAAAUGUGUGAAGUGCAGUGGAUUCUAUAUUUCCUAUUUACAUAAUAAAUCUGAAGUAUCUCUUCAGAAAAUUGCUAUUGUGCUGUCUAACUGAUUUUAUGCUUUGCAUGAGGAAAAAACUAAUCCCAGAGUAAAUAUGGGGCCAUCGUUCAUUUUUGUACACCAAAGGGAAGAUUAAAAAUGCAGAGUUUGUUAUCAUAGAAACUUCUGAUUUAGGACAUAUUCCAGAAUAGUCAUAAGUAUCUGAGUUACUGUAAAUAUUGAUAUUGGAAUA